Molecule: messenger RNA, 3117 nt
Organism: Alosa alosa (allis shad)
Lineage: Eukaryota; Metazoa; Chordata; Actinopteri; Clupeiformes; Clupeidae
Gene: cul2
Product: cullin 2
Exons: 22
Coding region: 222-2459 (745 amino acids)
Biological process (GO): protein ubiquitination; SCF-dependent proteasomal ubiquitin-dependent protein catabolic process
Cellular component (GO): Cul2-RING ubiquitin ligase complex; SCF ubiquitin ligase complex
Molecular function (GO): ubiquitin protein ligase binding
Source: RefSeq, a predicted model, not a curated record
GGGUCACAGUAUCAAGUAGUAUUUAUAUAUACUAUGAAGUUAACAGAUUUUAGACAAACCAUGCCAUGUAAUCAGAUUAAAAACUGAUACAAUGGUAACAUCCAUGAAGUAAGGUAAUGGAAGAGGUGUAAGUGAAAGAGAUCAAGCUCCUGACAGUUGAGGACCUUAAGUUUUCUUCCAACAUCGUGACAUUGGUUGGAGGUUGUACAAGAAACCACAGAAUGUCCUUAAAACCGCGGGUGGUGGAUUUUGAUGAGACAUGGAACAAGCUCUUGACGACAAUCAAAGCAGUAGUAAUGCUUGACUAUGUGGAAAGAGCAACAUGGAAUGAUCGAUUUUCUGACAUUUAUGCAUUGUGUGUUGCUUACCCAGAACCUCUGGGUGAGAGAUUGUACACAGAGACAAAAAUAUUCCUAGAGAAUCAUGUUCGUCAGUUGUACAAGAAAGUACUUGAGUCAGAAGAAAAGCUUCUUGUGAUGUAUCACAGAUAUUGGGAAGAAUACAGCAAGGGGGCAGAUUACAUGGAUUGCUUGUACAGGUAUCUCAACACGCAGUUUAUUAAGAAAAACAAGCUGACUGAAGCUGACCUGCAGUAUGGAUACGGAGGUGUAGAUAUGAAUGAACCACUAAUGGAGAUUGGAGAGCUUGCUCUUGACAUGUGGAGGAAACUAAUGAUUGAACCUCUGCAAGCUGUUCUUAUCAGGAUGCUACUGAAUGAGAUAAAAAAUGAUCGGUGUGGUGAGGAUCCCAAUCAGAAAGUAAUCCAUGGGGUUAUCAACUCCUUUGUUCAUGUUGAACAGUACAAGAAGAAGUUUCCUUUAAAGUUUUACCAGGAAAUCUUUGAAGGGCCCUUCUUGACAAAAACGGGCGAGUAUUACAAACAGGAAGCCUCCAACCUUCUGCAAGAGUCCAACUGCUCACAAUAUAUGGAGAAGGUCCUAGGGCGGUUGAAAGAUGAGGAAGUGCGAUGUCGGAAGUACCUUCACCCCAGCUCCUAUGGUAAAGUCAUCCAUGAAUGUCAGCAGAGGAUGGUGGCUGACCACCUUCAGUUCCUGCAUGGAGAGUGCCAGAACAUCAUUCGACAGGAGAAGAGAGACGACAUGGCAAAUAUGUACACCUUGCUGAGAGCUGUCUCAAAUGGAUUACCUCACAUGAUCCAGGAGCUUCAAGUCCAUAUUCAUGAUGAGGGGCUUCGAGCUACCAGUAACCCCUCUCAGGAAAAUAUGCCAACUCAGUUUGUGGAGUCUGUGCUGGAAGUCCACAGUAAAUUUGUCCAGCUGAUUAACACGGUGCUGAAUGGAGAUCAACAUUUCAUGAGUGCAUUAGAUAAGGCCUUGACCUCUGUAGUGAACAACAGGGAACCAAAGUCCAUCUGCAAGGCCCCUGAACUGCUUGCCAAGUACUGUGACAAUCUGUUGAAGAAAUCUGCGAAGGGAAUGACUGAGAAUGAGGUAGAGGACAAGCUGACCAGUUUCAUCACAGUUUUCAAGUACAUUGAUGACAAGGAUGUCUUUCAGAAGUUUUAUGCGAGAAUGCUGGCAAAGAGGUUAAUACAUGGACUGUCUUUAUCCAUGGAUUCAGAGGAGGCCAUGAUCAACAAGCUGAAGCAAGCAUGUGGUUAUGAAUUCACAAGCAAGCUUCACAGAAUGUAUACAGACAUGAGUGUGAGCGCCGACCUCAACAACAAAUUCAACAAUUUCAUCAAAACCCAAGAGACAGUGGUUGACUUGGGCAUUGGUUUUCAGAUCUAUGUGUUACAGGCGGGUGCGUGGCCCCUCACACAUGCUCCUUCCUCAACGUUUGCCAUCCCCCAGGAGCUGGAGAAAAGUGUACAGAUGUUUGAAUUAUUUUACAAUCAGCACUUCAGCGGGAGGAAGUUGACCUGGCUACAUUUCCUCUGCACAGGAGAAGUGAAAAUGAAUUAUCUGUCAAAGCCAUAUGUUGCCAUAGUGACUACCUAUCAGAUGGCUGUGCUGCUCGCGUUCAACAACAGUGAGACGGUGAGCUACAAGGAGCUGCAGGACAGUACGCAGAUGAGUGAGAAGGAGCUACAGAAGACCAUCAAGUCUCUGCUGGAUGUCAAGAUGCUCAACCAUGACUCUCAGAAAGAGGAAAUUGAAACAGAAUCAACAUUUUCACUAAAUUUGACUUUCACCAGUAAAAGAACAAAGUUCAAGAUCACAACAUCAAUGCAGAAAGACACACCACAGGAGAUGGAGCAGACGCGGAGUGCAGUGGAUGAAGACCGAAAAAUGUAUUUACAAGCUGCAAUAGUGAGAAUCAUGAAAGCCAGAAAAGUCCUGAGACACAACGCUUUAAUCCAAGAAGUGAUUAACCAGUCCAAAGCCCGGUUCAACCCCAGUAUCAGCAUGAUCAAGAAGUGCAUUGAGGUCCUGAUCGACAAGCAGUACAUUGAGCGGAGCCAGAGCUCAGCCGACGAGUACAGCUAUGUCGCAUAACAUGCACAAAAGAGAAAGCAACAAAUGCAAAAGCGGAACGAAACAAAAUCUAACAAAAAUAGACCAUUAUUAUCAGUUUCUUUUCUGUCGGCAGCGACUGCCAUGGCUAUGACCUGAUUUUGGAGGAAGCGUCUGGACUGUUACUUCAUUUCGGAAAUGGCCAUGGAGUUGCCAGGCAGCCACCAGAUGCCCCCAACACCCCACUCCAUCACUCUCCUGCCCCACCCCAGCCUCACCCUUCUUUAUGCUGUUUACAACAUCACCAGUGCCACGCCAUGUGCGUCAAUGAGAAAUGCCUAUAGCUACUGGAGCGCAAAUGCUGAUAAACCAUUUCUCAGAAGCAUAACUGAAAAAAUAAGAACGCAAAAGACAGAAUGAAAAUUGAGAUGCGUUCCAGAUAUAAGAUGUAUGAAGCAAGACAUAAGAAAUUACAAAACAAAAAAAAAAUUUAAAGGAAGAAAAACAACCAUGCUUUUUUUCUCACGUUUGCAGUUGUUGUGUGUUUUUUAAUGUAUCAAAGUAAGAAAAAAAAAAAACUAUUGUAAUAAAACCGGCAUACUGAUAACUGUAUUUACUUCAAAAUGUAAAGACAUUAAAAAAUGAGGUGACAGACAUGAUCCUGCUGCUUGUCAAUAAAUAAAGAAAACAGCCAAUGUUA